CAAAAUGGCUUCCAGGAUCUUAGGUCGCUGCGGUGCACAACUUAUGCAAGUUUGCUCUCGAAAUUUGGCUUUAAAACACAACCAAAAUGCUGUCCCUGAUUACAAUUUUACUCGCCGGAUGUUGUCUCUCAAUAGACCAGCGAUGAGCAAAGCAGUUAUUCAAAAACCUGCUCCAGCAUUUUCAGGAACCGCAGUCAACAAGCAUGGCGAGUUUAUCGACAUUAAGCUCUCAGACUACAAAGGAAAAUAUGUAGUUCUGUUCUUCUACCCUCUGGAUUUCACAUUUGUCUGCCCAACAGAGAUCAUUGCUUUCAGUGACCGGGUUAAGGAGUUCAAAGCUAUCAAUUGUGAAGUUAUCGCUUGCUCUGUAGACUCUGAAUAUUCUCACUUAGCUUGGACCAAUGUCCCYCGAAAGAAGGGUGGAAUAGGUCAAAUUAAUCUCCCUAUCCUGUCUGAUCUCACUAAGCAAAUAUCCAGGGAUUAUGGUGUUCUACUAGAAGAUGCUGGUGUAGCUCUAAGGGGUCUAUUUAUCAUUGAUGACAAAGGUAUUCUCAGGCAGAUCACAAUGAAUGACCUUCCUGUUGGACGCUCUGUCGAUGAAACUCUUCGYUUGAUCCAGGCUUUCCAAUUUACAGACAAACAUGGAGAAGUCUGUCCUGCUGGUUGGCGUCCUGGCUCAGAAACAAUUGUACCAGAACCAGGCAAAAGUGAYAAAUACUUUAGCAAACAAUCUUGAAAUGUUUAUAAAUACAGUGAAAGAAAUCUAACAAAAUAACAUACAYCACAUUUUUCAGUUCUUCUUUUAGUAAUAUUUUAUAAUGUAUUUCUAUUUAUGCAAUGUAGGUAGGAAGUACAGGUCUGUUUGRAAUUAAAAGAUUAUGCAUUGCUAUAA
This is a messenger RNA of Exaiptasia diaphana, 892 nucleotides long. Its product is annotated as peroxiredoxin-4. Gene Ontology annotation, cellular component: cytosol; endoplasmic reticulum. Gene Ontology annotation, molecular function: thioredoxin peroxidase activity. The record is from RefSeq and is a predicted model, not a curated record. NCBI's taxonomy places the organism in Eukaryota, Metazoa, Cnidaria, Anthozoa, Actiniaria, Aiptasiidae. The coding region runs from base 5 to 736 and encodes 243 amino acids. Gene Ontology annotation, biological process: response to oxidative stress; cell redox homeostasis; hydrogen peroxide catabolic process. The transcript has 8 exons.